AUGAUUUUUUUUGAAAUUUUUAAACUUUAAUUGUUAGUUUUCCGCGUCUUUUUUUAAACCUUUUUGAUACAUAUUUGGAUGCAACCUAAUGAGAAUUAUAGUUUUGAUUGAUAUUGAUUGUUUUUACGUGCAGGUUGAAAGGUUAUUAAAUCUAAAUUUAGUAAAUAAGCCAUGUGCAGUAGUACAAUAUAAUCCAUGGAAAGGUGGUGGCAUCAUUGCACUUUCAUAUGAAGCAAAAAAUGCUGGUGUUACUAGAGGCAUGAGAGGUGAGGAUGCUAAGGAAAAGUGUCCUGAUAUAGAAUUAAUCACUGUACCAGAAUCAAGAGGCAAAGCCAACUUAUCUAAAUAUCGGGAUGAAAGUGUGAAGAUUCUGGAUGUUAUUAAAGAGCAUUGUGUUGAUAUUGAAAGAGCAAGCAUUGAUGAAGCUUAUUUAGAUAUAACCAAAAUUGUAGAGACUAGAGUUAAUAAAUAUAGGACUAUAAUUAUGAACACUAAAAUACUAAAUGAUAAAUUAUUAAACUCAUUAUUUACUCCAGAUGAUAUUGCAUUAAUAUCAGAAGAUACUUGUAUUGCGCCUUUGAAAUCAGUGUCUAACUUUGCUGACAUAAAAACAUACAUUGAUAAGCAACCAGAUAAAAUUAUAGAAUAUCUAUCACUUGUUUAUGGAGCAAUUUUAACAAAGCAAAUUCGAAACUCUAUAUUAUCUAAAUGUGGUUUCGAAUGUUCUGCAGGUAUAUCUCAAAACAAGAUUUUAGCAAAAUUAGGAUGUGGGUUGAAUAAGCCUAAUAAGCAAACUAUCGUUGCACCAGAUGCUAUUGAAGAAUUAUACAAAACUGUUCCACUUAAAAAGAUAAGUGGAUUAGGUGGCAAAUUGGGAAAUUCACUGCAAAGCAAAUAUGAUAUUACCUAUAUGUACGAAUUGACUAAAAUACCUUUGGCAAGAUUAAAAGAAGAUUUUGGUAAUAAAUGUGCAGAAUGGUUGCAUGAUUUAUCCAAAGGAAUUGAAAAUGAACCCAUUAAAAAUAGAUUAAUUCCUAAAUCCAUUGGAUGCGGUAAAAAUUUUCCUGGAGGUCUAGUCAAAAGAGAUAAGAUAUAUCAUUGGAUGUUACAACUAGUUGAUGAAUUGUUAGAGAGACUUGGUAAAGACAAAAUCGAGAAUCAAAGAUCUCCAAAAACUUUGCACCUAUCUUUGGGCCAAAAUAUUCACGACACUAGUCGAGUGUCUCAUCAAAUACCGUUUCCUUCUAAUUACAAGAACACCGAAGAAUUCGCUCAAAUUUGUCUUAGCAACCUUAAAAAAUUUAACGAAAACAAAUCUGGAGAUAAAUGGGGCCCACCCAUAACUAAUAUCACAAUAUCCGCCAACAACUUUGUUCCGGCGCAUCCUAAAAAUGGUAGGAAUAGCAAUAUCAACACUUUCGUUACCGCACCAACAUCUCCAUCACGCAAAAAAUCUCCCAGAGCUGGUGCCCAUGUUUCGCCCAUACCCCCCUCUACGUCUAUUAAUACGAUUACGGAAUCGUCCGCUUCGCCUUCCAAACUUGCUAAAACUGUGGAUAAUAAAAAUAGUAAAGCGGAAUCAGAUUUACUUGGCCAAAAUGUAUCGCCCACUUCGUGGCAGGAAAUGGAUAAAGAAGUUUUCGAAUCGUUACCGGAAAGCAUAAAAUGGGAAAUUCGGGACAAUCUAGACUACAAAGAGAUGGCCGCUAAGAAAAAAAUCAAGCAACGUGAGUUAGUUGACAGAGAGAAAAGGGGGAAAAAUUUGUAUGACGAUUCCCCGGCCACCAAUCUACGCACCAGGAAAAGUGGUCAAACGCUUAAAAAUAACAAGAACACUGUUAAGCACAAAGUUAAGAAUGCUGCGGGCGUUGCUAAUAAGAGUAAAAAACGAAUCAAGAUUGGCGAACGUAAAGCGGACAUUACCAAAUUUUUUAACCUUCCUCCUCAGAGCGAUUGAAUUGUAGGAGGGAGUUGGUUUUUCCAACAACGAAAUCAUGUCCUUAGUAUUUUUUUUAAGAGAAAAGUUAUUCGAUUACCUAUUACUAUUUAUUGUAUACUCUACUUCUUAAUUUAUAUUUAUCAUGCAUAAUA
This is a messenger RNA of Gordionus sp. m RMFG-2023, 2091 nucleotides long. Its product is annotated as DNA polymerase eta-like. The record is from RefSeq and is a predicted model, not a curated record. Gene Ontology annotation, biological process: error-prone translesion synthesis; response to radiation. Bases 89 to 1957 code for a protein of 622 amino acids. Gene Ontology annotation, cellular component: site of double-strand break; nucleus; replication fork. Gene Ontology annotation, molecular function: damaged DNA binding; DNA-directed DNA polymerase activity. NCBI's taxonomy places the organism in Eukaryota, Metazoa, Nematomorpha, Gordioida, Chordodea, Parachordodidae. The transcript has 9 exons.